Messenger RNA from Acanthamoeba castellanii str. Neff, 1473 nucleotides. Its product is annotated as amine oxidase family protein. Bases 1 to 1473 code for a protein of 490 amino acids. Lineage: Eukaryota; Discosea; Longamoebia; Acanthamoebidae. Gene Ontology annotation, cellular component: membrane. The record is from RefSeq and is a predicted model, not a curated record. The transcript is spliced from 5 exons.
AUGGUCCUACAUAAGCUGCUGCAGCUCCCAUUUCGAAUAUGCUACGAUUUGCCAAAGGGAAGGGGCACCACCAAGAAGAAGUCGUGGUGGCAGCGAACGCGCUUCUACUCCCACUUCGUCCACAAACGACCGUGGUAUAUCGCCACCUUGCUGCCCCUCCUUCUCGUUUGGGCCGUGUGGUUCCCCUGUAUCGGUGGGCUCAACCAAUGGCACCUCUACACUGACCGCUACUUCCUCGUUGUCGCCAUGCUCUUCGCCAGCCUCGUGGCGGGCUUCCUGUCGCAGGGAACGGGAGGACUGUCGUUUCCCGUGAUGACCCUCCUCUUCGCCAUCGCACCGCUGGUGGCACGCGACUUUGCGCUCCUCACACAGGCGGUGGUCCUGUCCGGUGCGAGCUUUGCCAUCAUCUACCAGAACAUCCCUCUCGAAACCAACGCAAUCCUCUUCUCCUCCGUCGGUGGCGCCUUCGGCCUUGUGUUUGCGUUGCAGUGGAUCGCUCCGUUGGUGCACGACACAGAAGCCAUCAUGAACUUUGUGAGCCUAUGGAUCGGGUUUGGGGCGGCGGUGUUCUGGCUGCGGCGCGAGUGCGAUAAGGAGACGCACCUGGAGAUACCCAACUGCAGCAACUGGAAGGCGUUCGUCCUCAUGGUCACGGGCUUCUGCGGGGGCAUGCUUACGGCCAUGUUCGGCACGGGGCUCGACCUCAGCGUUUUCAGCUGUCUGGCGCUGUUCUUCCGCAUUCACGUCAACACCGCCGCACCCACCGGAGUGGUCAUACAGAUGAUCAACUCGUUGGUGGCAGUCGCGUUCAAGCUGCUUUUCAUGGGCGGCUUCCAACAGGCGGCAGUGCUGGACUGGGUUGCCUCCCUGCCGUUCGUCUCGCUGGGCGCGCCCCUGGGCACGGUCUGCCUCUCCUUUGUCAAUCGCACCUGGGUCAGCGGGGUCAUCUACCUCGUAGCCCUGGCCCAGUUUGUCUACGCGAUCUCGACGUUGACGAUCAACACCGACAUCAUCUUCUUCGUCGUGGUCAUCAUUGUGACGACGACGGGCCUCUUCCUGCUGCUGGCCAAGCUCGGCGAGAAGCUGGUCGAUGUCGAGAACAAGGGCUACAUCUUCGACAGCGACGACGAGGACGAAAACGACGACGUCUACGGGGCCACUCCCAUGAGCAGCUACGAAUCGCUCCCGUCCAUGGAAGAGCUGCGCGCCGGCAAGAAGAAGAUGGAGCGACGAGAGAUCAGCAGCGACGGUGUCGACUACUACGAUGACGACGAGGAAGAGCUCCUGCAGGACGCCGAUCGCGACAUCGGCCGGCUCGAAUCGAGCGGGUGGAGUCCCUACGGCCGCAAGUCCUCCCUCUACCCCAGCACCAAGAACUCCAACGCCGCCGCCGCCGCCGCCGCCGCAGCAGCUGAGAGCGCACACCUGCUGGGGCCAACUGGCACAGGCAACUCACCGCAGCCCUACUUGUGA